AUGAAUACUACAACAAAUAGUCUAUCUCUUGAUUAUAAAUCUUCUUCGUCAAUGUGUUCACAAUGUAAUUCAAUCGCACAUUUUGCUUGUCUCAAUCAUUGUAGUGAUGUUUUUUGUGGGCAAUGCAGUAUGAAACAUCGAAUACUAGUUACACAGCAAAUGACUGAUCUUAUACAAAAACUAAAACAGUGCCAAAUCGAUCCAAUGGCAACGCACGAUGAAAUCGAUCUUAAUUUUCUACAUGCUUCUCAGCAAACUCUUCGACAUACACGUGAUACUGUUACUAAUUUAAUUGCUGAUAUUCAACAACGCGAAGAAAAUAUUAUCAAAGAAAUUGAAACUAGUUUGGUAUUGCGACGAAAACAAAGAGAAAAACGUACUAACUCCGUACUAUUGACAAGCGAAGAAGCUAAUGAUUAUACACAUUUACUUAAUGGCCAUUUGAAACGUGAUCAAUUGUUAAGUACGAAAACGAUGUCUACUAUAAAACGUCGUUUAGAUGCUCGCAAUACUUGUGGUCAAUCGGUGGAAGAAAUUAAAAGUCCUACUGUAGAAUUAGGAAAACUUAACAUUGAAGAACUUCUUCGUCUUCGUUUCGCACCUCGAAUAGAAUCAUCACCGAAUGCAAAACAAAAUAAAAAUGGUAACCAAAUCAGUAAUACUAAUGUUACUGUUCGUUUAGAUAAACGUAAAAUAUUUCCCAGUCCUUUCAAAUCUGUAUUUUCGAUUGGUCGUCAUCCGAUCGUAAUAUCAUUGAAUGAUCAUUAUCACGAAAGUUUUUUCUGUCGUCGUUCCGAUAAUAGUCUUCUGUUGUUGAGCACGACUUCUAUUGACGUAAUUAAUCGUGGUUCUGGUCUUGAAACUAGUAUUCGAUUAUCACAAAUAUUUGGCACAAUAAAAGAAAAAAUAUUCGCCGGCACUUGGUGUGAACAUAGCCAACGUUUAAUACUUAACGGAAAACAUCAUAUGUAUUUUUUUAAUAUGCAAAGACAACAACACGCAGAUAGAUUUCGGUGCCGACCAAUAAAUGGUGAAUCACAUCAUGCAUCGAGAUUUCUCGGUUGUACAUAUGAUGGUUCAAUAAUUUAUGCUUAUAAAACGGAUUCAAAUAUUUAUAUGGUUGAAAAACUUGUUCAUCCAGUUCUUCCGUCGUCCAAUUUCGUUUAUACACCCAUUGAUGACAAUAGUUUUCUACUUCGUUCAGGCAAAAAUGAACAAAUUAACGGUUAUAUAGCAGCUAUGUGUGUUACAAAUAAAUAUAUUGUGCUUAUCUAUCGUCGUUUACAAUCGGAUAAACAUUUAAAUCAUUAUUUUUGUUUAUUCGAUCAUGAUUUUAAUAAGCAACAUACUGAUGAUCUACUUUUACCUAUGCAUAUAAAAUGGAUUACUGCAAUUACAUCAUUUGGCGACGAUGGUCACUACCUUCUCUGUGAUCCACGUGGUCAACAACUGUUGCUGUAUCGUUCAUCGGAUGGUGUCUUAACACGUCGAUUUCGUAUUGGUGCAAUGAAUGCAUGUUUUCUAACAGAUGGCAAACUUGUUUUAUGGUUACAAAAACAAUAUUCAAGUUCACCAACUGGAAAACUUCAUUUUAUUGCACCGCCACAUUUAGAAAAGACAACUAGUGUACCGAAAUCAUUGCCGUUAUUGUCUCAAUGA
Messenger RNA from Rotaria socialis, 1659 nucleotides. The record is from the annotation of a GenBank genome assembly. NCBI's taxonomy places the organism in Eukaryota, Metazoa, Rotifera, Eurotatoria, Philodinida, Philodinidae.